Molecule: messenger RNA, 8798 nt
Organism: Anarrhichthys ocellatus (wolf-eel)
Lineage: Eukaryota; Metazoa; Chordata; Actinopteri; Perciformes; Anarhichadidae
Product: rho guanine nucleotide exchange factor 9
Exons: 15
Coding region: 361-4164 (1267 amino acids)
Molecular function (GO): protein binding; guanyl-nucleotide exchange factor activity
Source: RefSeq, a predicted model, not a curated record
GAGUGUCGGCGUCUGAAGCACAGGGCAAGAGUUCACCGGUCCGUCGCUCGCUCGGGGAGUUUCUCUCAGUUUGGUGAUAGCUGGCGAAGUUUAGAGGCUAAAAAACCAAACACAUGACAGCUGAGAAGGAGUCUCCGUCCGCAACAUAACUUCAGCCUGACUCAUGGACACAAGUUAAGACCGUGAACUGCGCUGGAUGCGUUCAGCCGGUGUGGCGUGUUUACUGGCUUCACGGACAGCAACGACGAUGCCCUUCUAAACGGGGGGGGGGAGGGAAGUAACGUUACUGUGGGGUUGUUUGAGAGGCCCGAGACAUGACGUCCAUUGGAGCCGAUAGCUGACACUGUAGAAUGAGAGAGGAUGGAGCAGACAGACAGCCCUGCCCCUGCGAGCAACAACCCUAAUGGGUUUGUCAACCGAGUGUUUAAUGUUUCUCUGGAUGUGGAGAAUGAGACCGGCAGUGUUUAUAUUCAGGAGACCGGGCCAGGGCCUGCAGAGGGCCAGGGAGAGACCCAGGCUGCCUCUUCUCAGACCCCUGUCAAGGAGAGACAGGAGGUCAACCGGAGGCCCCGUGCCACGGGGGGCAUCUGGAGGAUCUUGCACCGAAAGAGAGCCGUGUCAGAGCUGGAGCGCAGACCCCACUCCAUGAUCCUGCCCGGGGAGGCUUCCAUCCCCAAGCUCUCGUUUGCCGACAAAGUUCGCUCCUUCAAGAAGCUGAAAUCCCCCUCUGUGUUCAGAGGGAAGACGGGGAAAUUGUCCACCGCCAAGUUCGGCAGCUCCUGGGUGGAUGAGGAGUCUUUCUGCCGGGACAUCGGCACUCCUCAGCAGUCCAGCAGGGGCCCGCUCAGACACCGCGGCAAGAGGCACUCCUACGCCGGCCACACAGCAGAGUUCGACUGCUCGUUCGAGGACAUCGACCUCACGGCUCCAGCAGACGGCCACCAGCCCGCUGUGAUGGGAGAGGCUGUGACUCAGAACGGUUGCAAACUGUCAGACAGAGUUUGCUAUACCAAGAGAAGCCACGGAAAUUCAAACAACUGCAACAAAACGGAGGCAGGCUGCGAUGAGCCGAGCGUUAAAGGUAGCCCGAGCACCCACCACGGUAGAGGGAGGAGGCACAAAGACGUGUGGAGUUACCUGAGGCGGAUUUCCCUUUUGGGGAAGGCCAAUCCGGUCUACUCAGAGCGGAGCUUUGACUCUGAGCUUCCCUCUUUGGACAAGACCAUGGACUCAGACUACGGGUCUGUGGACUUUGAGAGUGUCAGAGACUUUCAGCCACCGCCCCCAAAACACUCUGACACCAAGGGGCACUUUGGUGGUCUGUUCAAGUUUUUCAACAGUGUCGCAGACACGGCCAGAAAGUGGCGGACGACAUCGCACUCCUUCUCUCCUCCAGAGGGAGAAAGGACACCGGUGGGCUCUCCACGGGCCCCGCAGCCGUCAGUGGACAGCAUCCACAGUGUGUCCCUCACACUCCACAGUGAAGGACUUCCAAAGUCCCAGCCGAUGCCGUCAUCACCGGUGACCGCUAAAUCCUCACACUCAGGCAGCCUCGACAGCGAGGCUCCAGCACCUGUGACAGGUGGACGAUCCCCUAAGGUGGUCCUAAAGGCCUUCAGGGCAUGCCCAGGAGCUCGAGCUGUCAAUGGCCUUCAGGGUUCUGAGGGCUCAGACAAACAUGUAGACAGAGAGACAAACCACAGGUCCACGGCCAUAGUAGAGAAUCAUAUCCCCCGGUCAGGUCCGACCACAGAGACUAAAGAAGAAGCAGAGGUUGAAAGUGAUCCAUUAAGCUGUCUCUGUCAGGAGGAACAGGUAGCAGGGCAGACAGGAAAUGAGCAGGAUUCCAGGGAUGCUCCACCGUUCACCCGCCAGAUACAGGAAGUGAAUUUCCAAUCACAACAAGGUGAUGAAGAGAGCACAACCAAUAGUGUGCCCGCAUCAGAUUCCACAGAGGAAAUAUUCAAGCUGUGUGAGCAGAUUGCCAGCCAGACAGGCUGCGGUGUGAGACAGCUGUGCCCAGCCGGGCCCGACUCGAGCACAGAGAAGGCCUCUGUGCCCCACAAGCCGCCGCCAAAUCGUCCUCGCCCGGCCUCAGCCGCACUGGACCCGUGGAGGCCCGACCCGGACCGAGAUCUCUGCGACCACUACGGCGAGGUCGGCUCGCUGUGCCGGCGGAGACGCAGGCCUGUUCCCGCCACGCAGCGCUCUCGGACGGCCGCUCGCUCCAGGCCCUGCUCCGUCAUAGAGACCAGUGUUACUAGGGAGACGCAGUCCACGGAGCUGCACCACAGAGCCUUGUCUCGCCCCCCGGGUGUGUCCCCGCUAGAGCCCCCACUAAGGGCUUCUCUCCUGCGGUGCCGCUCCCUGCCGCUACCCCCCAGCACUCUCACUGCCUUGGCGCUGCUCCUUCCUCACUCAGACGUGGGUCAGACGUCAUCGUCGGUGCGCCUGCGGUCAGGAGGCUCCGGCAGCUGCAGGAGGAGGAGGCUGCUGAGACCCGGUUCGGAACCACUGCAGGUCAACAUUUUGAUAAGUGGAGGUUCAAUCGUCAACGCUGAGGCGGUAUGGGACCAUGUGACCAUGGCGGACCGGGAGUUGGCGUUUAAGGCCGGUGACGUCAUCAAGGUGCUGGACGCCUCCAACAAGGACUGGUGGUGGGGCCAGAUUGACGAGGAGGAAGGAUGGUUCCCCGCCAGCUUCGUACGGGUGGAACCCCACCCUCCUCAGCCCCAAACAAAACAGGUUUUCUAUAUCAACCCCAUAGCAACUCCACGGUUCCAAAACACCACGUCAAAGCUGUGGGUAAACCAGGAGGACGUGGGAGGGGAGCCAGCCGAGGGGACCAGCGAGGUGCAGAACGGGCACCUGGACCCGACCAAUGACUGCCUGUGUCUGGGCUCGCCCCUCCAGAACCGAGACCAGAUGAGAGCCAACGUCAUCAACGAGAUCAUGAGCACGGAGAGACACUACAUCAAACACCUCAAGGACAUCUGUGAGGGCUACCUGCGCCAGUGCAGGAAGCGCGUGGACAUGUUCAACGAUGACCAACUGAGGGUCAUCUUUGGGAACAUCGAGGACAUCUUCCGCUUCCAGAUGGGCUUCGUUAGAGACUUGGAGAAACAGUACAACACAGACGACCCCCACCUCUCUGAAAUCGGACCGUGCUUUUUAGAACACCAAGAUGGUUUUUGGAUCUACUCAGAAUACUGUAACAACCACUUGGAUGCCUGUAUGGAGCUGAGCAAGCUGAUGAGGGACGGCAGGUACCAGCACUUCUUCGAGGCCUGUCGCCUCCUCCAGCAAAUGAUUGACAUUGCCAUAGACGGCUUCUUGCUCACCCCUGUCCAGAAAAUCUGCAAAUAUCCACUCCAAUUGGCUGAGCUUCUCAAAUACACGGCGCUGGAGCACAGUGAUUAUCGAUACGUGGCAGCAGCACUGGCAGUAAUGCGGAACGUCACUCAGCAGAUAAACGAGAGGAAGAGGAGGCUGGAGAACAUCGACAAGAUCGCCCAGUGGCAAGCCUCUGUUCUGGACUGGGAGGGCGAUGAUAUCUUGGACAGGAGCUCGGAGCUCAUCUACACUGGGGAGUUGUCAUGGAUCUAUCAGCCCUAUGGACGCAGCCAGCAGCGAGUCUUCUUCCUCUUUGAUCACCAGCUGGUUCUCUGUAAGAAGGAUCUGAUACGCCGGGACAUCCUGUACUAUAAGGGCCGCAUCGACAUGGACCGCUACGAUGUGCGGGACGCCAUUGACGGGCGUGACGACGACUUCAACGUCAGCGUGAAGAACGCCUUCAAAUUGUGCAACAAAGACAGCGAGGAGAUCCACAUCUUCCUGGCCAAGAAGCCGGAGGAGAAGAUCCGCUGGCUCAGGGCCUUCCACGAGGAGAGGAAGAUGGUGCAGGAGGAUGAGAAAAUCGGUUUCGAGAUCUCUGAGUACCAGAAGCGCCAGGCGGCCAUGACGGUGAGAAAGGUGACCAAACAGAAAGGUGUAAACAGGUGCACGCCCCCCUCAUACCCGCCCCCCCAGGACCCCCUAAGUGCGGGGCAGUAUGAGGUAACGGAGGACAUGGCACAAGGAGAGGUUUUUGAAUUCAGUCAAUCCAAAAGAGGCCAGGCUCCUUUCUGGCAUAAUUUUAGUAGAUUAGCUCCAUUUAAGAAAUAGAGACACACAGACUCUUCUGAAGGACCAGCUAUUUUUCUUAGAAGCACUAAACACUGGAUGAUCAUGUCCCAUGAUGAAGAAAAAUACGAAAAACACACACACACACACACACACACACACACACAAGAGACUUUUGAAAAUAUGGACCAUUGUUAAUAUAGCGUGUGACUGGAAGCAGCAAGAGGACAGAAGACUUGGAUUUAAAACGUUGAGAAAAAUGACAAAACAUUACAAUUCAUAUACGUCAGUAACGUUCUUAGUUAUCACGCUUCUCCAGCUGAGUCGCCUGUCAUGAACUCUUUCCACCCCCCCCCCUCCCCCCCCCCUGGAUUCUGCAUCUUCACGCCAUCUGAAUGUCCCAGAGUUGUUUAGGUUGUCACAUCAAUCCAUUUUCAGUCCAUCGUCUGGAGAAAAACACGAGGCCAGGACGGGGCAUUCCUAGUGGUGUGAGUGUGUCGACCUCGACAAGGUCGCUUGUUGCAUUCUUCUGAGUGCGAGAGUGAAUAAUGCGAUGGGCACCGUGGCGUCUGAAGGGACCCCGUGAAGCUCGGCCGUCGGCAUCAUCUCCGAGUUAGAUCCAUCUUUCCACUGAUCACAGACCAGCCAGGCCGUCUCUGCUCAGCCACACAUGCCUGCGUCUGGAUCUCCUCCUCACUCUCAACACUCCAUUGUUCCUCUCUCUAGCUGCUCGCAUACAGUAGCCCCCCCCCCCCCCUCACCAAGUCUGACGUUUUACGGUGUCUCCCUCGCUCUCCCCAUCCAUCCCUUGUCCUCUCUAUCUCUCUACCCACCUGCUCAGCCCGCCCGUGUGUGAGUCACCGGCUCUCGGAGGGAGAGCUUCACUCUUUUGGAAACCUGCCAUUGGCCAUGAUAUGAUGGGUCAGGGAACAAAUCAAUAGUUGGAACAUCAAUAGAAUGUUUUGCAUCCUUUCACCAACCACUUUUGACAGGGUAUUCAUAACCGUUCAUGCCGACAAUUUCGACGAGAGAGCUUUUGCCGCUCAGAUGAAACAGCUGGGAGCAGGAGAUAGGCAGGCUGCGGUCCACCUGCCUUGUGUCAAAGCCCCCUCCCAUCCCUCCACCCUCCCCACUCUCCUCCAGAGACCACCCCUGUAGCACUGUGCUGGCAGCUCACUGGGUGUUUGGAAAGAGAACAGCCGACCUCCGGAAAUCCACCGAGAGGUCUAAAAGUGAAGUUGAAGCAUUGGCCAAGGUCUAAACUAGCAUCUCUUUUUCACGUCAGCUGUCAAAAGAAAGACUUGCUUUCGUUUGGCUUCAUUAUUUUUCUCAGUGUUGCUCACACUGUAAAAAGCACAGCACACAUUCAGUCCGAGGAGCGCUCCCUCCUCCAGUUUAAAGUAGGACCGACGCUAAUGCGCCGCAGUGUGAGAAUUUCGGAACAGGCCCUUAACCAGCACAAGGGGAAAUGGUCAAAAAAAUACAUAUGUAUAAAAUGAACAGGACAACUGUAGCGGUUGGUUGUGAGUCAGCACUGAAAGGACGUACACUGCAGAAGUGUGAGCCAUCACCGUAGGGAGGCGGAAAGGUGAAUUUAAUCUGUAGCAUCGUGCAGGUGUCCUCUGACAGAUUCAUGCAUCUCUACAGGCUGCAGCUUCAAAUCUUGGCACUCCUCCCCGUUGUUUUUUCCAGAUCCGAUCCAUGUUCUGGCAGUUAGCUCGGCACUGUUGAGUGAUUUACACGGGACUGUGGCGCGAUCAGAUUGUUGUGUUUAAUCAACAAUGUCGCCGAAAGCUGCUGCGGGCGACAUCCCGCCAUACAGUAUGCGACUGACAGAGAGGUGUUAGGAACGAGAGGAUUCCCAACACAGUCCACACACAUCAUGAAGGUAUAUGCUUUUCUACAGUGGGAAUGUAAGCGACACACGAGGCCAUGGUUUGUGUGAUCAUAUUUUGACCUCGGAUACAGAAGUACAUUUUUGUGUUGAAUUAUAUCACCUGAUGGACAGUACAUAUACAGUAUGACAACUUGUGCAAUGUGAUAUAUCAUUAUAUAUAUCUUCACUAUCCACUACAACGUGAUAUGAAAGAGUUAUAUAUCGUUCUAUGUCAUUUGUUUGCCUGCUUAUAGGCCUUAUAACCUAUUGGGGAGAAAAAAAAGAAGAAAAAAAAAGAGACCUUAGAAUUGCUUUUUAUGUUGUGUAAUUUAUGUUUUUGUUUCAGUAAAGACGGUUGAGAAAUGCGUGAGUUGGCUGCUGGUGUCUGUAGAGAGAUGGCUCCCAGUGAGAUUGUUUUGGAAGAUAAUUCCCUGGUCUGGCACAGCAAAAAGAUAUGGUUCCCAGGCCAUGAUAACCUCAGGUCCCGUGCUACACCCCCCUACCCCUCCCUCACCUCCCCCAUUCCCCUAUACUCCACACCACCACCAACCAACAUACAGACACAAGCAUGCACCCAAACACACACACACACACACACACACACACACCAUCAUGCGCACUUGCUGGCCCGUUCUGCUGCGGAGAAGAGAGAUGCUAUCUAACAGUGCCUUCCAGCAUUCCACUAGUGAUUAUCUAUUCAGUUUCACAGGCAGAUUUGAAUUAGUCAUGUAUUUUCCCUUCAGUGUGGGACUUGCAUCUCUCUCUCUCUCCCUCUAUUUCUCUCUCUCUCUCUCCCUCUCCCUCUCCCUCUCUCUCUCUCUCUCUCUCUCACACAUACACUUUGGGAAUUCCUCGUUCCCCAGUGCAUGAAAUCCACUCGGACAGAAACUUAGAGGUCAGGCCUUUUCCAUAUGAGUAGAUACUGUGCCGUCUGACUGAAACACACCUUAUGAUGUUACACCACACGUCCACAGCGCUAACUUUAUUGCACAAAAAGAGGUUCAUUCUAAUUUCAGACGUUUAGAAACUACAUAGGAUUCCUUAAUUGUUAUAUUUAACAUCCUGACAGAUGGUUUCAUUUGAAUAUAUAGUAGGAAAGCAGCUUUUCAUUAGUCAAGUUAGGUUUCACUUUUCAAAGUAUAUUAUUAGCAGUGCGUUAUGAAUCAAAAGAAGAAUCAUCUAUUUUACCUUUAUCAGCUACACACUGUAAAUAGUGUAAAAAGAACAGAUCAUAUAUUUGGAUAUUGGUAUUUUGCGUUGGAGACGAAUGUUGUUCCAGUUCUAGCGUGCGGUAGACCUCAGUACCAGGUAAAUGCAUGCUCGUGGCAUCCAAUAUUUUGCAUGAGACUUCAGACAACUCUUGACAGAUUGUUUAGUUUCAUUUAACUUCCAAUGGGAUUUCUUUUUUUCCCCACCGCGGAACCAUUCAUUUGUGAACCCAUGCCAUCUCACUAAGGGGAGUUCUUUUCUCCGUCCACCUGUCUCCUGCUCACGACACAUUACAGGUUGUAGCUUCUGUUUUUAUUUAUUAGGUAGAGAGGGGAUACAUCGUUCCCUCAUGCUGAAUCAAAGACUGAACUGUUGAUGGGUGAAAUUAAAGGCACUAAUGUUCUCUUUGCCCAGAUGUAUUGGGUCCUAUAAACUGUAAACUUAUUCUGAAGUCUUUAUUUACUCUUUUCUUUGACUCCAAUCUGCACUGUCAUGGUCCAAACUGCUGGUUAUUUUUUUUGGGGAAUUCCAUUAACCGCUGAGGAAAAACGGGUAUCAUUUUUCUAUGACAACAGUGAACCAAAUAGGAGUUAGCACUGAUCAUGGGUGUUUGUGUAUAGAUUUGUAGUCAAGCAGACGAGCUGAAUAAAUGCGAAACCUCUCGGGAUGAGCUAAAAAUAGACAUAAUCCUGAAGAUGCACACACACACACACACAUAUACAGUACUUCAUUGCAAUUCAUGUCAUGCUCUUGUUUCUACUUAAGAAAUGAUUCUUUAAAGUGCAAUGACUUGACAGUACAAAUUAAUUCCUCACUUGUAUUUAUUGAAUGCAGUAUUAAUUAAAUAGAACCAUUUUGGCCACAUUGUUCAAAAGGAUGUAUACAUUAUUUUUUAUUAUAUAAUUAUCAUUCUGACCUUGUGCUGAGAACUUAGAGGACAGCUCUCUGUGUGGAAGAUUUCUUCUUUUUUUUUUUUCUUUCUAUUUCCUGUCAUAAAACCAAGACAGCCAACUUAGCAGACUGUCAGUCGGACGCAUCAGAGGCUGCUCAGAUGAACGUAGUUCCUUGUAGUCCAGGCUGCGCGUGAGCCACUCACACUUAGCAUCGCGACAUCUUCAGUAGGAACUCCUCGCUGUGUUGUUUCAGAUUAGUCAGGGUACAAACAAAGAGUCUUCAAUGAGCCAUAUGUCGAUGUGGUGUUCACUGACAACAAGGUAAACAGAGGACUGACAUUCCACCUUUGAAAUCUAUUCAUUGUAUAUUACCAUCUAGUUUUAAGGUCUGGAUUUUUUGCCUCACACAGAACAAUUUACUCACAGUAUCCAUAUCCUUUGUCACCAUAUGCAAACAUUUUGUCAUUUUCUUUCUCGCUGGCCUUUUGAGUUUGAUUAUUUGUUGUAGAAAUGAAAAACCUGAAAAAUAAUGCCUAUUCAAUCCAGAAACUGUGAAUGGGAGAGUGGAGAUGUCAACUGUAUGUACAUUCUAUGUUUUGAUGUAAUCAGAAGCACUGGGAAUAUGUUGUACUUCGCUGUAAAAAUAAAUCCAUAUCUGAUAUAGCUGUACUUUUGUUGAAAAUAAAACCUCUACAGAA